AUGGAUCAUUGCUUUCAAAUUAUUGAUGGUAUAGAAACUAUGUACGAAAAGGAUUUAGAACUGUUUAAUGAUGAGAAAUCUGAAACUGACAGUAAUUUCAUUUUGGAAAAUGAUGUUCAUAUUGAAAAUAAUUCAGUAACAUUGCAUGAUGCAAAUGAUGAAAAUACAGUUAUCUAUUUUACAAAAGAAUUGGCAUCACAUAUUAUUUAUCAUAUAUCGACACUUAUAGAAUAUCCAGUUACAAGCCCAGAAGGAGUUGCAUAUGUGUUUAACAUUGAAGAUUAA
Molecule: messenger RNA, 285 nt
Organism: Cetraspora pellucida
Lineage: Eukaryota; Fungi; Glomeromycota; Glomeromycetes; Diversisporales; Gigasporaceae
Source: the annotation of a GenBank genome assembly